GCUCUAGAGAUUUAGGGGCCUGUGGGUACAAUGUAGAAGCAUACAGCGUACAUCCCCAAUCUUGUCUGCCUGCACCGCCAGCCUAAUAAACGGGAGGGUUAGAAAUGACCGGUGUCAUCUCGGCCUCCAGCUCCAGAGAGAUCUAGCUAUGUGGUGAAGCGAACCCGCCCUUUUGGAUUUGGCGAAGGCAACGUUCUGUGUGGCUUUAAAGGAUGAAGGCCGAGAUAGGGAAAAGAACUUGGUGGAAGAUCGGAGCUUCUCAUUCAGUGGACGUCUCAGCAUCCUGCCUGGCUUCCUGAACACCGGGGCUGAAGAGCUGCCCACACACCAUUUCAGAACGACCAGCUCCGGUAGGACGAGAACAAUGUAGUUAUCUCAGCCGGUCAAGGUGUAGUGUGUGAGAUCUUCAUCCAGAAACUUCGGACACGGGAUGCAGACACGUGGAUGUUCAAGAAACCAUAUAAAGAUGGAGGUUGAUGCAGAUGAAAAACGUCACCGCACACGCUCCAAAGGUGUUCGAGUUCCCGUGGAACCAGCCAUACAGGAGCUGUUCAGCUGUCCUACUCCUGGCUGUGAUGGCAGUGGUCACGUUAGUGGCAAAUAUGCAAGACACAGAAGUGUUUACGGUUGUCCUUUGGCCAAGAAAAGAAAAACACAAGAGAAGCAGCCCCAAGAGCCCGCUCCCAAAAGGAAACCAUUUGUGGUGAAAGCAGACAACUCCUCCGUGGAUGAAUGUUACGACACAGAUGGAACGGAGGAGAUGGACGAAAAGGAGGAAGAGGAGGAGGAGGAGGAGGACUAUUCGGAUGAGGAGCAAGGGGACGAGGACGAGGAUGACGAAGAGAUUGAUCGAGAGGACGAGGAGAUUGAAGAGGAGGAAGAAGAUGAUGAAGAGGAAGGAGAGGAUGUGGAGGAUGAGGAGGAAGAGGAAGAGGAGGAGGAGGAGGAAGAGGAGGAGGAGGAGGAAGAAGAAGAAGAAGAUGAAGAAGAAGAAGAAGAACAUGAAGACCAUCAGAUGAAUUGUCACAAUACUCGAAUCCUGCAAGACACGGAAAAAGACGAUAACAAUAACGACGAGUAUGACAAUUACGAUGAGCUGGUGGCCAAGUCGUUGUUAAAUCUGGGGAAAAUUGCAGAGGACGCAGCCUACAGAGCCAGGACGGAGUCGGAGAUGAACAGCAAUACGUCUAAUAGUCUGGAAGACGAGAGCGAUAAAAAUGAAAACCUGGGUCGGAAAAGUGAGCUGAGUCUAGACUUAGACAGCGACGUGGUAAGGGAAACAGUGGACUCUCUUAAACUCUUAGCCCAAGGCCAUGGCGUGGUCCUGUCGGAAAAUAUCAACGACAGAGGUUACGCGGACAACAUUUCGCAGCAAGAUAAUAGGAAUAUGAACUUUGUGAUGUUAGGGAAGCCCAUGAACAACGGAUUGAUGGACAAGAUGGUGGAGGAGAGUGAUGAGGAGGUUUGCUUGAGCAGUUUGGAGUGCUUGAGGAACCAGUGCUUUGAUCUGGCCAGGAAACUCAGCGAGACAAACCCGCAGGAGAGGAAUCAGCAGCAGAACAUGAACAUCCGUCAACACGUCAGACAGGAAGACGACUUCCCAGGGAGGACACCCGAUAGGAAUUACUCGGACAUGAUGAACUUGAUGAGGCUUGAAGAACAGUUGAGUCCCCGAUCUAGGACUUUUGCCAGCUGCGCUAAGGAGGACGGGUGUCACGAAAGGGAUGAUGACACCGCCUCCGUUACUUCGGACAGGUCUGAAGAAGUGUUUGACAUGACUAAGGGCAAUUUAACCCUUCUGGAGAAAGCGAUUGCUUUGGAGACCGAGAGAGCAAAAGCCAUGAGAGAAAAAAUGGCAAUGGAAGCCGGAAGGAGGGACCUGAGGUCGUUUGAAGAACCACCUCCGCGUCAACUUUCUGGGGAGGAGCGCAAGCCCAAAUCCAGCGACAGCCAUGUCAAAAAGCCAUAUUAUGAUCCCUCAAGAGCAGAAAAGAAAGAGAGCAAAUGUCCAACUCCUGGCUGUGAUGGAACCGGCCAUGUAACUGGACUUUAUCCUCAUCAUCGGAGCUUAUCCGGCUGCCCACACAAAGACAGGGUCCCACCGGAAAUUCUUGCCAUGCAUGAAAAUGUCCUCAAGUGUCCUACACCAGGCUGCACGGGGAGAGGACACGUAAACAGCAACAGGAAUUCUCACCGAAGCCUUUCCGGGUGUCCUAUUGCUGCAGCAGAGAAAUUGGCAAAGGCCCAAGAGAAGCAUCAGAGCUGCGACGUGUCCAAAUCAAACCAGGCGUCGGAUCGAGUUUUAAGGCCCAUGUGCUUUGUCAAGCAAUUGGAGAUCCCUCAGUAUGGCUACAGGAACAAUGUCCCCACAACCACACCUCGCUCCAAUUUGGCCAAGGAACUAGAGAAAUAUUCUAAGACUUCGUUCGAAUAUAACAGUUAUGACAACCAUGCCUAUGGCAAGAGGGCCAUAGCUCCCAAGGUGCAAACCAGGGAUAUAGCCCCCAAAGGAUAUGAUGCUAAACGAUAUUGUAAGAAUUCCAGCCCGACGAGCAGCACGACAAGCAGCUACGCCCCCAGCAGCAGCAGCAAUAUGAGUUGCAGCGGAGGCAGCAGUGCCAGCAGCACAUGCAGCAAGAGCAGCUUCGAUUACACCCACGACAUGGAAGCGGCUCACAUGGCUGCGACGGCUAUUUUGAAUCUCUCCACCCGCUGCAGAGAGAUGCCGCAGAACCUCUCCACCAAGCCGCAGGACCUCUGUCCCAGGAAUCCUGAUAUGGAAGUAGAUGAAAAUGGAACACUGGAUCUGAGCAUGAACAAGCAGAGGCAGCGUGAUGGCUGUUGCACUAUCUUGACUCCCCUAGAGACUAUGUCACCUCAACGACAGGCCGUUAUGAAUAAUCGAUGUUUCCAACUGAACGAAGAGGACUGCUGGGAUUUGCCAGUCGACUACACUAAAAUGAAACCCCGAAGGAUAGACGAAGAUGAUCCCAAAGAGAUUAAUCCAGAAGACUUGGAUCCAUUCCAAGAGGCAUUGGAGGAGCGAAGGUAUCCGGGUGAAGUUACUAUACCAAGUCCCAAGCCCAAAUAUCCUCAGUGCAAAGAGAGCAAAAAGGAUUUAAUAACUCUGUCUGGCUGCCCCCUGGCUGAUAAAAGCAUUCGAAGUAUGUUGGCCACGACCUCCCAAGAACUCAAGUGUCCCACACCGGGUUGUGAUGGCUCUGGACAUAUUACUGGCAAUUAUGCUUCUCAUCGAAGUCUUUCAGGUUGUCCCCGAGCAAAGAAAAGUGGAAUCAGGAUAGCACAAAGUAAAGAAGACAAAGAAGAUCAAGAGCCAAUUAGAUGUCCGGUUCCGGGUUGUGACGGUCAGGGUCAUAUAACUGGAAAGUACGCAUCCCACCGCAGCGCGUCGGGGUGCCCGCUGGCAGCCAAAAGGCAAAAGGACGGGUAUUUAAAUGGCUCCCAGUUCUCCUGGAAGUCAGUGAAGACGGAAGGUAUGUCGUGUCCCACCCCAGGAUGUGAUGGCUCAGGACACGUCAGUGGUAGUUUCCUUACGCAUCGGAGUCUCUCAGGAUGCCCUAGAGCCACCUCAGCAAUGAAGAAAGCAAAGCUGUCUGGAGAACAAAUGUUAACAAUAAAACAGAGGGCCAGUAAUGGUAUAGAGAACGAUGAAGAAAUUAAACAGUUAGAUGAAGAAAUCAAGGAGCUAAAUGAAUCCAAUUCCCAGAUGGAAGCUGAUAUGAUUAAGCUCAGAACUCAGGUAACAAUUACCACAAUGGAGAGCAACCUGAAGACGAUAGAAGAGGAGAACAAAGUAAUUGAACAGCAAAAUGAGUCUCUUCUUCAUGAACUGGCCAAUUUAAGCCAGUCUUUAAUUCAUAGUCUAGCUAAUAUCCAGCUACCACAUAUGGAUCCAAUCAAUGAACAAAAUUUUGAUGCUUACGUGACCACUUUGACGGACAUGUAUACAAAUCAAGAUCGUUAUCAGAGUCCAGAAAAUAAAGCCCUACUGGAAAAUAUAAAGCAGGCUGUGAGAGGAAUUCAGGUCUGAACAGCUGCUGUAGUGGUGGAAAUCUUGCUUAAAAAAAAAGGAUGCCUCUUGUUUUUUGCUGCUGUAAUUUACCAGAAAGUGUUCUAUAUUUAUUUCUGUUUGAAACAGUGUUAUGCUUACAAGACUUCAUGAUGAUUUUAUGUCUUGCUUUGAAGAUAGUAACUGCGGAAUAGUUUUUUGAAUACAUUCACAUUUUGUACGUUUUCAUAUAUGCUGACAUAGUGUGAGAUGCCAUGUAAUGUUUAUAGCUGCUAAUGUAUGCACAUUUUUGGGGUAUAUAUAUUUCUGAAGAGGUAAGCUGAUCAAAAUAAAUAGAGUGUAAAUUCUUUUUAAUGCUUUAGUGAUUAAAUGUUUUAGUAUUUUGAACUGAAAUGGACAAAAAAAAAAACAGCUUUGAAUGACAAUGUUGCGGUCUCUGCAGCCACUUUUUAAACACUCUCAUUUUGCCUCAUGUUGGAGGAUUUUAUGGGAUUUGAGAAAUACAUUUUGUGUGCAUAUUGUUUCAUAGCAAGAAUUGGUUGCAAAAAUGCUUUAUUUUUGAACAAUGCUUGAAAAUGUGUGAUUUUUUGUUUUCAGAGGAUGGUUGUUGGUGUGUGGUGGGGCAAUAAAAUGAAGUUUGGGGGAAGCCGAGGAAAUGGCACGGAUUCUAUGUAAGCUAUGAAAUGGGUAAUUUCAUGUAAGACAACAUCAAGCCAUGGAAACUUGACAGAAGAUUCAAAGCAGCUUAAAGAGCACUUUUCAAUUCACUUCUAAGCAUUACAUGGUAUGAAUACGGAAACUUCCAUUCAGGCGGGAACUUAUCAGAGGUGGACCACAUGAAGAUCUCUUUUCUUUUCAAGAGAACGUUGGAGCAACGUUCUCUUAAAUCCCCAGGAUUUCUUAGCGCCCCUCUGAACUGUCCGUUUUUACGAUGUAGUUCAUUUUCCCCCCGCCCGAACUGGGGUGCUUUCGCUUUAGGACGAAGGGUGUUAAUUUCAAAACAAAGAUGUCCCUUUUUGGCCUUUUAUUUUGCGGGGGGAGGGAGAUGGAUACCAGUUAUUUGUGACUGCUUUAGUUACUGGACUGAAUUCAUCGCCGUUUGGAGCAGGAGUACAGUUCAGUAAAGAAUGUCUUUUUUUCGCCCCCCUUCUGCCCUUCCCCCCGGGGCUCUGAAUAAGGAUUUGAUCCCACAUACGGUACUCUUAGUGACGCUCGUUCUACCUUCCGUUGGAGAACAGUCUUGAAUACAGCAUUCGCAUAUGCUUUAGAUUUGUUUCAUUAUUACCUGUCACAAGAAUGAAUGCAAUCAACUUUUUAAUGUAACCCGAAUAGACUUCAGCACUUUUUUUGCUUUCGGCCUGAUCAUUUUAAGACGAAAACUUAUUCGUAGCUUCGAGAUUUGGUUGUUUUCUUCCAAACGACUGCACUAUACGUAUGCAUAAGAACACUUUUCCUUUCGACACCUUUUCAUUUCUUUCCCCCUCCCGGUAGCCAUUUGGAUGAUGUCUCGUGUUCUCGGAUGUCGGAUUGAUUUCGAUCGACUAGCGUAUCUUUUCCUUCCAUGUCUUGAUGUUAUGCAGAAAGUACAAAAGUGCUUUCAAAUUUUGUUAUGAAAAAGAUGGGUUUUGUAAAAAAAAAAAAAAAUAUUUUUAGCAGAACAGGACUUACAGGGUCAUCGUCCCCACAAUGUGCCAGUUGACGAUUUGCACUUACCUUGUCCUAUUUAUCCGUACGGAGGUGUGCAAUUUCUCGUGUCAUCAGCCUCGUGACACUAACCUGAACAAAUCGUAGCGGAAGCCAUUAUGGCAGAUCCAAUAAUAUUGCUAAGGGAGACAUACAGGGAUCUCACAACAAAUAUUCUGAUACAAUACUCAACCUCGGUAUAUAUAUAUAUAUGUAUAAAUAUAUGUAUAUCCCAGCGGCACUUUAUACUCUUCACUGUACAAAAGCUUACAGUUUUCCACGAGGACUUUAAUAACUAGCUGGGAAAAAACAAGAUUAUGUAAAAUUACUUUGGGGCUCUGCGGGCUCUUAGCGGUAUAGUCCCCUCUUUCUGUUGUGCUUUUAGUUGUAGCUGCCACGCUCAGAAUUGCCUUUUUGAGAGCUGAAGCAAGAUACUCGUUGCUCACCUCUGCCAUAUAUAUUGUACUCUGGCCCUAGCUUCCUUUUAGGGCUAUCAUUGUUCAUAAUGGCAUAUGCAUUUUUCCACUGCAUUGUGUCUGCAGCUUCUUUGCAAUAUAGUAAUGCUUUCAGUAGAGUACUAGAUAGUAUCAGUUUGGGAUUCUUCUUGUUAUCACCUAUGUACAAUGGAAAGGGAUUUUAAGCACAAAUCUGCUGCUCAUCUAAUGUCGGUACAUAAUAUCAAAUCAAAAGUUAUCUGUGACUAUUAUAUAGGGAUCACACACAAAAAAAGUGUCACAUAUUAGAAUGCUGACCUUUCAUAUGGAAUUAUUGUGAGUCAUCAGAGUUUAUUUCUUCUAACUUAUCGUUCAAAUUCAUUUCUAAGUUGAUUUAAGUAAUCAUUUACUAAGACAGAAUUUUGUAUAAACUAUUUAUUGUGCUCUCUGUGGAACUGAAGUUUGAUUUAUUUUUGUACUACACGGCAUGGAUUUGUUGACAUUUUAAUUUUGCUAUAAAUGUGUGGAAUCACAAGUUGCUGUGAUACUUCAUUUUUAAAUUGUGAACUUUGUACAAAUUUUGUCAUGCUGGAUGUUAACACAUCUUACUCUAAAUAAAAAAAAAAAUGUGUUGCCACAUUUGUAGCACAGUG
Molecule: messenger RNA, 6800 nt
Organism: Ornithorhynchus anatinus (platypus)
Lineage: Eukaryota; Metazoa; Chordata; Mammalia; Monotremata; Ornithorhynchidae
Gene: MYT1L
Product: myelin transcription factor 1 like
Exons: 23
Coding region: 431-4051 (1206 amino acids)
Biological process (GO): regulation of transcription by RNA polymerase II
Cellular component (GO): nucleus
Molecular function (GO): DNA-binding transcription factor activity, RNA polymerase II-specific; zinc ion binding; RNA polymerase II cis-regulatory region sequence-specific DNA binding
Source: RefSeq, a predicted model, not a curated record